CCUCAUUCCAAGUGCUUUGGUAGGUCUACUGCCUCAGCUCGCAUAUCUACUUGUCUCUUCUCGUGCAAAGCUGUGUCAUUCUUCACAUACCCCUGCGCAGCAGAACCCUGCCAAUCUUGGCGAGAAGUUAGUAGCAGGCAUUGGCUGCUUUCCUGAAGCUUUGCCACCGAGAAAAAGAGAGAGCGAGAGAUGGGGAAGAAGCUAGGUUUGGACAAGGUCCUUGACUGCUUCUCCCUCUCUCUGUGCACGAACGCCUGCGCCUGCAUACAUUCAGUGGAAGACGAGGAGGAGGCCAUCGAGAGGGAGGCGCUGGUGAGCUCUCAGCUGGAGGAGCUGGUGAAGCUCAAGGACCUCGUCGGUGGUGCCAAGACACUCGCUUUCCAUCUGGAGCCAAAGACCGUGGAGCUCAGGGUGUCCAUGCACUGCUACGGAUGCGCCAAGAAAGUUCAGAAGCACAUAUCCAAGAUGGACGGUGUUACGUCGUUUGAGGUAGAUCUGGAGAGGAAGAAGGUGGUGGUGAUAGGGGACAUCACGCCGUAUGAGGUGUUGGAGAGCGUCUCCAAGGUGAUGAAGUUCGCGGAGCUGUGGGUGGCCCCCAACUCCACCAAGGUUGCUGCCAGUAGCUAGCUACAGUGAUGGUCCUACUAUGGUAGAUCGACGGGUCAUACUAUAUACGAUGGUACAUAUGAGACCUCGCCGCAUCAAGUAUUCGAUUUUUAUGGCAUUGGGGUCGUGAGGUCGUCCGUCCAGCUCUCGUCCUACUCCCACACGAUGCCAAAAUUUUUUUAUUAAUAAA
Messenger RNA from Oryza brachyantha (malo sina), 796 nucleotides. RefSeq names its product protein SODIUM POTASSIUM ROOT DEFECTIVE 2. The transcript is spliced from 3 exons. Lineage: Eukaryota; Viridiplantae; Streptophyta; Magnoliopsida; Poales; Poaceae. Bases 190 to 627 code for a protein of 145 amino acids. The record is from RefSeq and is a predicted model, not a curated record. Gene Ontology annotation, molecular function: metal ion binding.